Venustampulla echinocandica is the source of this 870-nucleotide messenger RNA. RefSeq lists its product as uncharacterized. NCBI's taxonomy places the organism in Eukaryota, Fungi, Ascomycota, Leotiomycetes, Helotiales, Pleuroascaceae. The transcript is spliced from 4 exons. The record is from RefSeq and is a predicted model, not a curated record. Gene Ontology annotation, biological process: protein polyubiquitination; proteasome-mediated ubiquitin-dependent protein catabolic process; DNA repair. The coding region runs from base 1 to 870 and encodes 289 amino acids. Gene Ontology annotation, molecular function: ubiquitin conjugating enzyme activity. Gene Ontology annotation, cellular component: HULC complex.
AUGCGUCUGGAUUUGGGCGUCAACGAACAUGUCAUACAUUUACUCAAGGACGAAAUACUCACCAACAAACUUUAUGCAAAGUCCUUUUUAAUUGUAACUGGUCUGCUAGUCUCCUUGAGAAAUAACCAUCCUCCUACGUUAUUAAUCUCUCUGGGCUUACUCAGCUUCGAUUCGGAGACGGGCCCUUGCAGAAUCUACGGAUCUUAUCUGCCAGCUGCCGCUACCGGCAACUCGCAUUGUUACGGUGAUCCUGACUCUCUCGCUGGGGCGUCUUCGACUUGUACCCCACUACCACAAAACACAAACACACGCAACAACCAAGAACCAACAAGCAGAACGCGACCUUCACAGGUUCAACGCUCCCGACUAUCUCCCCAUACUCCUCACCCUCGAAUCCAAGUCAGCUCAGCCAGCAUGUCUACUGCAGCGCGCCGUCGAUUAAUGCGUGACUUCAAGCGCAUGCAAACAGAUCCUCCUGCUGGAGUAUCUGCAUCUCCGGUGGCUGAUAAUGUUAUGACCUGGAACGCCGUCAUCAUCGGACCAGCAGACACCCCCUUCGAAGACGGUACCUUCCGACUCGUCAUGCACUUUGAGGAGCAAUACCCCAACAAGCCUCCCGCCGUCAAGUUCAUCAGCCAGAUGUUCCAUCCAAAUGUAUACGCGACCGGCGAGCUGUGUCUAGACAUCCUGCAGAACCGCUGGAGCCCAACAUACGAUGUGGCCGCGGUUCUGACCAGUAUCCAAAGUCUGUUAAACGAUCCCAACACGAGCUCUCCAGCCAACGUCGAGGCAUCGAACCUGUACAAGGACAACAAGCGAGAAUAUACUAAACGCGUCCGGGAAUCGGUGGAGAAGAGUUGGGACGACUAA